CCUUUCAUUUAAACAGUCACCCAUAGCAGCCCACCAAAUGCACAGUGACACACAGACAGAAGGAACAGGAUGUGCCUGCGCAGGUAGAGAGAAGUGAAAAGUAUAAACUAGGAGAAGCUUAAAGGGGACUGGAUGAACAAGCCAAAGAGCAAGGAAAAAUCUGAUGGGCAACUGAAGGCCUACUGGACUUGAUUGGCACAACGAUAAACUUUUCCACCUGUUAUUAUGGAGACCUAUUGUGGAAGACCGAUGUCUGGAUAAAACUCUUAAAGGAGUCAAACUGGAAAGGAAACUUUUUUUUUUUAAUGGACAACACCAAGACAAGACAGUAAGCAGGACUAAAUUGAAACUUUAGUGGACAUCUGCUGUAUUAUGUAAGACAAAGAAAAAUAUGGUUUAUUCAGUGCUUUUUUAAAUGACUUUUCAGCACUCGAUAUAAAUAUCAUUUAAGGACUUGUGUGUCAGUAAAAAAGCACAUUUUAACUUUUUUGCUCUGUGAAAACUGACUGAGAAACAUCAACACAUCUGUCUGUAAAUGUAACCUGAUUUAAAGCAUGCUGCUUUAAUUACAAGGCAAGUUCAGACAUUUGUAAUUAGUGGUCAUCUUUAAGAGCAAACCAAGAAAAGGGUGAGGUCCAUGUGAGAAAGGAGAGUAGGCCGUAAGAACACCAACACUAAGUCAAAGAAUAUUCCAGAGGAAGACAUCAAGGUCUCAAAGGCUCAUCAACGUUAUGGAUCCUAAUGGGGGACAUUACCUCAACAAGGACGCUGUGCUGUCACCUUUAGGUGCAGCCCGAAUAUGCCAGCUGGUACUUGGCUGCACCAUAAUCGCCCUGGUGUCCCACAGCGCAGGUUACAGUGCAAAUUAUGGGACUUUCUGCAUGUUUGUUUGGUGCUUCUGCUUCACCAUCACACUGGUCGUGUUCACCUUGGACAUCACACGGCUCCACAGCUGCAUGCCAAUAUCCUGGGAUAACUUCACUGUGGCCUUCGCCAUGUUAGCAACACUCAUGUACAUCACUGCUUCUGUGGUCUACCCGGUUUACUUUCUGCAAACAGAUUACGCUGAUGAGGACUAUGAAGUUCAAAUCUACCGCAUUUCUGUCACAGUCUGUUCCAGUGUUUGCUGCUUCCCGUAUGGAGCCGAGGUAAUUCUGACCAGAGCAAAACCAGGAGCUGUGGUGGGCUACAUGGCCACAGUGUCUGGUCUACUCAAGGUGGUCCAGGGUUUUGUGGCCUGCAUUAUUUUUGGGGCUCUUGCUAAUGACAGUGAGUACAACCAGUACAUUGCCACCCAAUAUUGUGUGGUGGUGUACAGCCUUUGUUUUUCUCUGACGGUGAUCGUCAUCAUAUUGACGGUGUCUGGAAGAACGUCAGCCCUGAGGUUCCCCUUUGAUCGUUUUGUGGUCGUCUACACGUUCUUUGCUGUGAUCCUCUACCUCAGUACCGCACUGAUCUGGCCCAUCUUCAGCUUUGAUAAAAAGUACGGCAGCACUGCUCGUCCUGAGGACUGUCCACGUGGUGAAUGUCCCUGGGAUAGUAAGCUGGUUGUGACAGUCUUUACAUGUGUCAACCUAGUGUUAUAUUUUACUGAUCUUGUUUACUCCCAGAGGAUUCGCUUUGUCUCAAGCUCUGCUGUCUAAAAUACAAAAAAAAAACAAUGUUUUCCAGAUUUUGUGAAGGACAUAACAUAAUAGUAUUAUAUGUGAGAAAUAUCUUACAUUUACAAGGCAGUAUUAAAUAUAUUACUUUGUGCAAUUGCCUCUGGUUUGGGUCUGUACAUGUACAGCCUACUAGACUUUGUCAGUCUUACAAAGACUGAGCGAUUUAUUUAUUGAUUUUUAAUCUUUAAGUAGAAGUAAAAUGCAUCUUAUUGAUGUAUCUAGUAUGUAAAGUUGUUAGUGCUUAAAAAUGUUUGUUUAUUUCUUUAUAAAUGCCAUAUUGUGUUAGUUACAGGAUAACUGGUUUGUUAUUUUUGACAGAAAUGUAAAUGUAGGGGAUAAAAUGAAAAAUGAACCCAUUUGUCUAAAAUAUAAAGUUGUUUUUUUCUGUUUCUCUACAUUAUGAGCACUGAAUGAGUGUAGCAUUCUUUAUCUUCAUGUUUUUAAUAUUCGCCAUGUUCAAUAAAAUGUCCAAACACAUGCCAUG
Molecule: messenger RNA, 2148 nt
Organism: Cyprinodon variegatus (sheepshead minnow)
Lineage: Eukaryota; Metazoa; Chordata; Actinopteri; Cyprinodontiformes; Cyprinodontidae
Gene: myadml2
Product: myeloid-associated differentiation marker-like 2
Exons: 1
Coding region: 732-1643 (303 amino acids)
Cellular component (GO): membrane
Source: RefSeq, a predicted model, not a curated record